UUUUAAACGGAAACCUGUCGGGCACACUGCACCAACGCGAUUCCGUGGAUUUCACGGUGUGAUUUAUUUUCGUUUGUGAAUAAAAAGGGCAGAAUCCAAGUGCCGUUUUCGUGCAUUCCAAGAUGGUCGAAGACAAGGAGAACGUGGCCAACGGUGAGCAGGUCUCCAAGAAGGGAGCCAAGAAACAGGCCAAGGCCGCCAAGAAAGCCGAACAGAAGGCUGAGAACGCCUCGGCGGCUGCGGCCAACAAUGCAGGCGGCGAUUCUGCCGAGGAUCAUGCGGCCGGACGCUACGGUCUCUCUGAGAUGAUCCAGUCCAAGGACAAGCGCAGCGAACGAAACUUUGUGCCCGUCCACGAGCUGAGCGGCCAGUUGGGCACGGCGGGACUCGUUUGGGUGCGCGGCAGGGUGCAUACAUCACGUGCCAAAGGCAAGCAAUGUUUCCUGAUCCUGCGCCAACAGAGCAGCACGGUGCAGUGCAUCCUGGCUGUGGGCGACAUUAUAUCCAAGCAGAUGGUCAAGUUUGCGGGCAAUAUUCCCAAGGAGAGCAUUAUCGAUAUCCAGGCCAAGCCUGUGGCCGUGUCCAGCAAGAUCGAAUCCUGCACGGAGCAGUCGCUGGAGUUGUGCGUUGAACAGAUAUUCGUGAUUUCGCAGGCCAAGCCUCAGUUGCCGCUGCAAAUCGAGGACGCCUCGCGUCCCGAGAAUGCUGAUGAUGCCGAUGGCUUGAAUAUUCGCGUGAACCAGGACACGCGCUUGGAUAACCGAGUGCUGGAUCUAAGAACGCCGGCGAAUCAGGCCAUUUUCCGAUUGGAGGCGGGCGUGUGCCGCCUGUUCCGUGACAUUCUUACCGAGCAGGGCUUCACAGAGAUCCAUACGCCCAAGAUCAUAUCGGCGGCCAGUGAAGGCGGUGCCAAUGUGUUCACUGUGAGCUACUUCAAGGACUCGGCCUAUCUGGCGCAGUCGCCGCAGCUGUACAAGCAGAUGGCCAUCGCCGCCGACUUCGACAAGGUGUACACCGUGGGUGCCGUUUUCCGCGCGGAGGAUUCCAACACCCAUCGUCACUUGACCGAGUUUGUUGGCCUCGAUCUGGAGAUGGCCUUCAAAUACCAUUAUCACGAGGUGCUGCACACGAUCGGCAACACGUUUACGGCCAUUUUUAAGGGACUGCGCGACAAGUACGCUCGGGAGAUCGAGUCGGUGGGCCAGCAGUACAAGGUGGAUGCCUUCAAAUUUUUGGAGCCUCCACUAAUCCUGCAGUUUGCCGAGGGCGUGGCUAUGCUUCGCGAAGCAGGCGUAGAGACUGGCGAUGAGGAGGAUUUGUCAACACCCAACGAAAAGUUGCUGGGCCGUUUGGUCAAGGCAAAGUACGACACCGAUUUCUACAUCCUGGACAAAUUCCCGCUGGCGAUAAGGCCCUUCUACACAAUGCCCGACCCGAACAAUCCCGUCUACUCCAACUCCUACGACAUGUUCAUGCGCGGCGAGGAGAUCCUGUCCGGAGCACAGCGUAUCCACGAUCCUGAGUACUUAAUGGAGCGGGCCAAGCACCAUGGCAUCGAUACCUCCAAGAUAGCGGCGUAUAUCGAGUCUUUCCGCUACGGGUGUCCCCCUCAUGCUGGCGGUGGUAUCGGUAUGGAGCGAGUGGUGAUGCUGUAUCUGGGAUUGGACAACAUCCGCAAGACCUCUAUGUUCCCCCGCGAUCCCAAGCGGUUAACGCCUUAAACUAAAUCAACCCAAACUCAAACAACUUUAAUGUGAAUUAAAUUCGAUGAAACACUGGUUUUACUUUCCCCUGUGACUUUCCAAGCAUCAAAUUCUUUUAUUUCGUAGUCGUAUGUGUUUUCCUCUAUUUCUCAAGACUAACAUGCUGCGCAGGGUUGUUGUAAACAACCAAAAAAUAGAAAAACUGUACGAAAGAAGACUGCAUAGGGUCCGAUUUAUUUCAAAAUUAGCAAGAAAAUAAAUAAUUGCGCGAAUGUUUUGUACUUCAA
Molecule: messenger RNA, 1990 nt
Organism: Drosophila serrata
Lineage: Eukaryota; Metazoa; Arthropoda; Insecta; Diptera; Drosophilidae
Gene: AspRS
Product: aspartyl-tRNA synthetase
Biological process (GO): aspartyl-tRNA aminoacylation
Cellular component (GO): aminoacyl-tRNA synthetase multienzyme complex; cytosol; cytoplasm
Molecular function (GO): ATP binding; RNA binding; aspartate-tRNA ligase activity
Source: RefSeq, a predicted model, not a curated record